CUUGCCGUAGUUCACCCGGAAGUGGCAGUCUGGCGUGGGAGAUGUGGGCGCUGCGGGCGCCGCCGUUGCUGCAGAAGGGGCUCCCUUCCCGGGGCUGGUGUUGGGCGCGCUGGGCCGCCUCCGCGGGGGCCAACAGGGGCCCGAAGGCCAGCCCGGACUCCCGGUACCGCCAGACGGUCUUGCUGCCCCGAAGCGACUUCCCAGUCCAGCUGCCAGGCCGCUUGCAGCCAGAAACUGAGCUGGAGAUACAGCAGAAAUGUGGCUUUUCAGAACUGUAUUCAUGGCAAAGACAAAGGAAGACGAAGAAAGAAUUUUGUCUUCAUGAUGGACCACCGUAUGCCAACGGAGACCCACAUGUUGGCCACGCUUUGAAUAAAAUUUUGAAAGACAUCACUAAUCGAUUUCAUAUGAUGAGGGGCCAUGUGGUGCACUAUGUGCCUGGCUGGGAUUGCCAUGGACUCCCCAUUGAAUUGAAAGCAUUGUCUGGAUGUGAAGAAGAUGAAGAUCUUUCACCAAUGGAAAUCAGACAAAAGGCCAAAGAAUUUGCAGAAAAGGUAAUUGAAAAACAGAAAUCAGCCUUUAUCCGCUGGGGCAUCAUGGCAGAUUGGGAUAACUGCUUCCACACAUUUGACAAGAAGUAUGAAUCAAAGCAACUGAAUAUUUUUCACCAAAUGUAUGAUAAGGGUUAUAUUUAUCAGGAUUAUAAACCAGUGUUCUGGUCUCCUUCAACAAAUACAGCCUUGGCUGAAGCUGAACUUGAAUACAAUCAACAACAUGUUAGUCGUUCAGUUUAUAUCAAGUUUCCUUUGUUGAAACCACCCCCAAAACUGGCUUCAAUUAUAGAUGGAUUACCUGCUGUGAGUUUGAUAAUUUGGACCACACAAGCCUGGACUAUUCCAUCCAAUCAAGCUGUCUGUUACAUGCCAGAUUCAGAGUACUCGAUUGUGAAGUGUACAAAUACCGGGGAACACUUUAUUGUAGCUUCUGACAGAAUUCAGUCUACAGCUGCUCUUUUGGAUACAGAGUUUGAUGUGAUUUCAACAUUUAAAGGAACAGAUUUGGAAAAUAGUGUUUGCUCACAUCCUACAAUUCCUGGAAAGCAGUCCCCUGUCUUGCCUGCAAGCCAUGUGACCAUGUCAAAAGGAACAGGAUUAGUUCAUACGGCACCAGCUCAUGGUAUGGAAGAUUACGGUGUAGCUACUCAUCACCAGCUGCCCAUGGACUGUAUAGUGGAUGAGAAGGGGCAUUUCACAGAAGCUGCAGGUUCUGAACUUCAGAAGAAAGCUGUUCUUGAAGAAGGAAAUGAUGCUGUCAUUCAGAUGCUUCAAGGAGCAAAGAGUUUACUAAAAGAGGAGAAAUGCAUUCAUAGCUAUCCCUAUGAUUGGAGGACUAAAAAACCAGUAAUUAUUCGUGCCAGCAAACAGUGGUUCAUUAAUACAGCAAAUCUCAAGUCUGCUGCUCAGGAUGCAUUAAAGAAAGUAAAGUGUGUUCCAGCCUCUGGGAUGACCAGAAUGUUAGAAAUGCUGGACCGAAGAACAUACUGGUGUAUAUCGAGACAAAGGCGUUGGGGUGUUCCCAUUCCUGUUUUUUACCACAAGACUACAGGAAAACCUUUAAUAAAUCGAAAAAGCAUUGAGAAUGUGAUUAAAGUAGUGGAGCAACAUGGCAGUGAUGCUUGGUGGACCCUUCCUAUUGAGCAGCUUCUUCCCAGUGAAGCAUUGACAAAGCAGGCUGAUAGCCGUGAUGUCCACGAUUACGUACAAGGCCAAGAUGUCUUGGAUAUAUGGUUCGAUAGUGGCACUUCCUGGGCACACGUUCUGGAAGAUGCAGGUGAAACAGCAGAUUUAUACUUAGAAGGGAAGGACCAGCUGGGAGGCUGGUUUCAGUCAUCUCUCCUGACUAGUGUUGCUAUACGAAAGAAAGCACCAUAUAAGACUCUUGUGGUUCAUGGAUUCACCCUUGGUGAAAAAGGAGAAAAGAUGUCUAAAUCAGUUGGCAAUGUGGUGGACCCAGAUGUGGUCAUCAAUGGAGGCAAUGACCACAGCACUGAACCUCCAUAUGGUGCUGAUAUUCUGCGCUGGUGGGUAGCAGAGUCAAAUGUCUUCACAGAAGUGCUGAUUGGGCCAGCUGUGCUCAACUCUGCGCGGGACGACAUCAACAAGCUUCGGAACACACUCCGUUUUUUGUUAGGCAAUCUUGCAGGCUUCAGUCCAGAAACAGACUCAAUCCCCACAUCAGAGAUGUAUUUAAUUGACCAGUAUAUGCUUCACUUGCUACACAACUAUGCAAACAAGGUUACUCAGGCAUAUAAAGAAUAUGACUAUGGAAAAGUCAUCCGAUUACUGCAAGCCUUCCAUACAAGAGAAGUAUCUAGCUUUUACUUUAGUAUAAUCAAGGACAGACUGUAUUGCGAAGAAGAAAAGGAUCCAAAACGCCGUUCAUGUCAAACAGCUUUAGGAGAAGUUUUUGACACAAUGGUUCGUUCUUUUGCACCAAUCCUUCCACAUCUAGCUGAAGAAGUGUUUCAAUAUCUUCCUUAUAGGAAAGAGUCAGAUAGUGUGUUUCGUUCUGGAUGGAUGAACACAAGUCCUGUAUGGAAGAAACCAGGCCUGGAAGAAGCAGUGGAAGGAGCCUGUGCGAUGCGAGAUGCUUUCUUGGGUUCCAUUGCAGGGAAAAAUGCUCUGGAAUAUCAAGUGGUCCUUAUAAUUGAGCCAGGACUACUCUUUGAAUUAAUGGAGGUGCUGCAACAUGAGGAGUGUUCUAGUACAUCCCAGCUAAAUGAAAUAAUGAUGGCAUCGCAGACGACACUGCUGGCUGAAAUACCUAGAGAGAUGGCAACUGAGGACAUGAUUAAAGGAACAUUUCUGAUAAACUUAGAAGAUGGUGAUAUCCGUGAAGAAUCCUCCUAUAAAGUCAUAGUUCUACCAGCUGCCAAAUUAAAAUGUCUCCGCUGCCGAAGAUACACUGCAGAUUCAACAGACACACCCUGUACACGCUGUAUGGAAAUACUCGGUGGGAAAUGAUGCACAUUUGAAAUAGUCAGGCUGCUUCCAUGGUUGCAUGAAGGCUGAUGGUUUAUGGAAAAUUUGAAAGAAUGUGGAAAUAUGUAUGAGGAAAACAUAAGGUUUCUGUGAAAUGAGUGGUGGAGAGAAGUCUGAAAAUGGAUACUGUAUAUAUUUCAGCUUGUAUACUUAAUAAAAUGCUCACUGGCUCUCUCCUAACAUGA
Messenger RNA from Sceloporus undulatus (fence lizard), 3226 nucleotides. RefSeq names its product isoleucyl-tRNA synthetase 2, mitochondrial (gene IARS2). The record is from RefSeq and is a predicted model, not a curated record. Gene Ontology annotation, molecular function: isoleucine-tRNA ligase activity; tRNA binding; aminoacyl-tRNA deacylase activity. NCBI's taxonomy places the organism in Eukaryota, Metazoa, Chordata, Lepidosauria, Squamata, Phrynosomatidae. Bases 42 to 3023 code for a protein of 993 amino acids. Gene Ontology annotation, biological process: isoleucyl-tRNA aminoacylation. The transcript has 23 exons. Gene Ontology annotation, cellular component: cytosol.